Messenger RNA from Salvelinus sp. IW2-2015, 882 nucleotides. NCBI's taxonomy places the organism in Eukaryota, Metazoa, Chordata, Actinopteri, Salmoniformes, Salmonidae. The record is from RefSeq and is a predicted model, not a curated record.
CCACCUAAAAAUAAUGAAACACGCAGUGUUUGUAUGAUGCCAUUAAGAGUGGUCACCUUCUGAUUUGCCGUGAAUGCAGCAUUCUGUUUUGCUACGAAAUCACGGUAACAUUCAUAUGAAAACGUUCGUUAAUGACCUAAUGAGACUCUUAAGGGAACGUUCUCUAAAGUUGUAAUAACGUUUGUUCAAUAAUUAGGCUUACUUCAAGGAAACAAGGGAGGAAUGAAGGCUGCAUGCAAAAUAUUCUAACACGUCCCGGUGACUGGCUAAAGUCUAGCUACGUCAUCUGUUUCAAUGCCCUGGAUGGUUCAGCUGUCAAUCAUAUGGGUCCAAUAUGGACGACCUGGUAAUGCAGCAAAGCCCGUGUUAGGACUGGAGGGGCCAGAAUAUAAUAAGAAAAACUUGCAGGGUUUGGUGCGGUUGCAGCCAGGAGAGAAGACGUAAAUAUGCCUACUCCGUAUUUUACCCUGGAUGCCCAACUGAGGUUCCAUGACAAAUGGCUGAAGAUAGACUUGCAGCGAGUGUUCUCUCCAGAAGGGCUGAGUGAGAUGUGGAAUGAGAUGGUGAAGGAUGAAGAGAUCACUUUCAAUGGAGAAGAAUCGGCUCACCCAGACUGCACUGAUUGCUUCGGUACUCAGAAGAAGGAUGAAUCCAACGAUAAAGAGAAGAAGGAYGAGGAGGAAGUGUCGACAUCUGUCCAUCACUCUAUCAUCGAGACGUGGGACUGGGGACGGCAGCCAGGUGGGUGGGAUCUGUUUAUCCUGGACAGAGCUGAGUAAACACGUUCUCUGUAAAUGGUGACUUGACUUCAGGGUCGGUAACUUUCCAUGGGAAGUUGAGCCCUGGAAUUUGGGGAAUUUUGCUAAAAUUCAUUAAAAAAAG